This is a messenger RNA of Phacochoerus africanus (Common warthog), 629 nucleotides long. It is a transcript of the gene DNLZ, whose product is annotated as DNL-type zinc finger. Gene Ontology annotation, cellular component: mitochondrion. Bases 34 to 543 code for a protein of 169 amino acids. Gene Ontology annotation, molecular function: protein-folding chaperone binding; zinc ion binding. Lineage: Eukaryota; Metazoa; Chordata; Mammalia; Artiodactyla; Suidae. Gene Ontology annotation, biological process: protein stabilization; protein import into mitochondrial matrix; protein folding. The record is from RefSeq and is a predicted model, not a curated record. The transcript has 3 exons.
GGUGGGGCGGGGCGGCCGGGGCCGGCCGGUGAGAUGCUGCGGGCGGCGCUGGGCCGCUUGCCGGUACUGUUGACCCGCGCGCGGCCCCGGGGCCCGGGUCCGAGGUGGCUGUGGGGGCCCAAGGCGCGCCUGGAGGCCGAGGGGAGAAGGCGGACCUGGGGUUGGGGCCGGCGGCGCUGGAGCUCUGAGCCGGGACCCGGGCCGGCGCACUACCAGCUCGUCUACACCUGCAAGGUUUGCGGGACUAGGUCCUCCAAGCGCAUCUCGAAGCUCGCCUAUCACCAGGGUGUGGUCAUUGUGACCUGCCCCGGGUGCCAGAACCACCACAUCAUCGCCGACAACCUGGGCUGGUUCUCGGACCUGGACGGGAAGAGGAAUAUUGAAGAAAUCCUGGCGGCCAGAGGGGAGACGGUCCACCGAGUGGCUGGCGAGGGGGCCUUGGAGCUCGUUUUAGAAGCUGUGGGCCCCCCCAGAUCUACCACGGCUACGGGAGGGGCUGAGGACCAGGACCCCAGCCACCCUGGCAAGACGGAGGCCAGCUGACCCACUCUCUGCCUUCGAGAAGGGUGCUCUGGCCGCAGCCGCUCUGGAGGUGCCUGUUUCCUGUCAAUAAACAGAUGUCAUUUGCA